Messenger RNA from Paramecium tetraurelia, 522 nucleotides. RefSeq lists its product as uncharacterized. The transcript has a single exon. The record is from RefSeq and is a predicted model, not a curated record. NCBI's taxonomy places the organism in Eukaryota, Ciliophora, Oligohymenophorea, Peniculida, Parameciidae.
AUGAUUUCAACUCUUGAAGAGCAUUCAAGAUAGUAGAUUGGAGGCAUUUAUAAAGCAAGCACAAACAAAAUGUUGAAGGAAUAGUUUUAUGAAAUGUAUUUUAACACUCAAAUUACCACCAGAUUAAUUUUAUCCAAAGGAGAUUUUGUUAAUCAAUUGAUAAAAAAAGCAAAUUAAUUAAACAUGAAUAGUAAAUUAAUAUCUAGUUAAUCAAAAUCAUUUUAUAUAUAAGCCUUAUGUCAAUUUGAUGUAUUUUAAGCGAAAUAACUUCUAUAUUCAAAAAAAUUGGAGCUAUAAUCAAAAAGGAUUUCAAAAGAUGAAGCAGCAGGUUAUGACAUUUUCAUAAAGCUCCUAAAAAAUAUUUUAAGCCCUUUUGAAUGCACUCAAAGUGAAUUAAAUUUUCUAGUGGACAAUAUUUUUGAAGAAUGGAUGAAUAAAAAAAAAACUUGUUUUCUCUAAACAAAAAAACAGGCUAAUUUGAAAAGCUCCUACAAAAUGCAUCAUAACAAAUCAUCUGAUUGA